This is a messenger RNA of Coregonus sp. 'balchen', 32871 nucleotides long. NCBI's taxonomy places the organism in Eukaryota, Metazoa, Chordata, Actinopteri, Salmoniformes, Salmonidae. The record is from the annotation of a GenBank genome assembly.
GUGUACUGUGUGGACAAUGAGGAGCCGACGGGUUCCCUACUGGAGUUCCUGGUACCCAAGGACCUGGCUGACGGCUUCGUAAACAACAAGAAGGAGACCUACAAGUUCAGGUGAGCAUCUGGCAAACACGCAUCACAUGCAUCAUGGGUCAUGGCAUUUCUAUUGUCAUUAGGCUUAGAACCUAAAUGCUCAGACACAUUACUACGACGAACGAACAGGUAAAAGCAGCGGAUGGCUGCUAUCCUGUCGCUUGCAGUAGCUGCGGAAGAAGAGUUUGUUUAUUCACCAGUCACAUAACACUGAUUUCUUACUAUACAGUGUAUCAAGGGACACCUAUCUGUUUAAGCAUAGUACAUUUGUAGGGGCUUAGGUUAUGACUUUCAACACUUUUUCUACCACAGCGAUAUGCUCUAAGUUGAAUGAAAAUGCACUUUAGCCGACACUGGUAUAUGGUUGUCACUGUAUGGUCAUGCUGGGAAGGAUCACCCCCCCCCUAAAAAAAAUGAUUUAACCACUAGCUCUAACCCUACCCCUGCGUUUAAGCCUAACUCUAAAUAGCAGCAUCUGAGUACCUCCCCGACCCUUCACUGAAUGCAACAACAACAAAAAUUGGUCCGUCAGAUUGGUCCAGAAAAGGAUGGUUUGGCUUUGAUACUCUGAUUGGUUAGAGACGACCCAAUCGCUAGUUAAUUUGUUUUGUAAAACUCCCCUUGUCACCACAAACAACUUUAGUUAUGGCAGUCUCAGACUAAAGUAUGUAGUGAACGACAGAGCAGUGGAAUAAUUUAGUACAGGCAACAAAAGCAUAGCCCUACUGCUCUUUUCACAUAGGCCCAUGUAAUGGCAAAGAUACAAUGUCUGGUUCACUCUGGCGGUGAAGGCUGCUGUCCUUAUAAUACAGGGCAUAGCCCUUCAUGCCACGCUUCCAAGCCCUCAAUUCACAGUUCUGGAGUCAGCCAAGGCUAUUGAGAGGCCUCUUAACCACAACAGCUUUUUAAUAGAUUGCGGAAGUUCCCUUGCGCCUGUUGAAAUAAAAUUCCACAUGGAUGAGCAUAAAGGGCGGACUGCUCCCGAUAGAUCUUUCCAUGGACAUUAUUUGGGGUGUGGCUGGCUUUGAAGAUGACUCUGCCUAACUAUGGCCAAGGAAAUAAUUUAAAGGGGCAAACGAGAUUGUUACAUCGAUUUUGGGACUUUUAUAUCAGUAAUAUGUUUAUUCUUGAAGGACAUAACUUAUAAAUACACUGUAUGUAGAAAGGUAUGUGGACACCCCUUCAAAUUAGUGGAUUUGGCUAUUUCAGCCACAGCCGUUGCUGACGGGUGUAUAAAAUUUAGCACACAGCCAUGCAAUCUCCAUAGACAAACAUUGGCAGUAGAAUGGCCUUACUCAAGAGCUCAGUGACUUUCAACGUGGGACUGUCAUAGGAUGGCAUCUUUCCAGCAAGUCAGUUGGUCAUAUUUCUGCCCUGCUAGAGCUGCCCCGGUCAACUGUAAGUGCUGUUUUUGUGAAGUGGAAACGUCUAGGAGCAACAACGGCUCAGCUGCGAAGUGGUAGCCCCACACAAGGUCACAGAAUGGAACUGCUGAGUUCUGAAGAGUGUAGCGCGUAAAAAUAGUCUGUUCCCGGUUGCAACACUCACUACCGAGUUCCAAACUGCCUCUGGAAGCAACGUCAGCACAAGAGCUGUUCGUCGGGAGCUUCAUGAAAUGGGUUUCCAUGUCCGAGCAGACGCACACAAGCCUAAGAUCACCAUGCGCAAUGCCAAGCGUCGGCUGGAGUGGUGUAAAGCUCGCCUCCAUUGGACUCUGGAGCAGUGGAAACGCGUUGUUUAGAGUGAUGAAUCACACUUCACCGUCUGGCAGUCCGACGGAGGAAUCUGGGUUUGGCGGAUGCCAGGAGAACGCUACCUGCCCGAAUGCAUAGUGCCAACUGUAAAGUUUGGUGGAGGAGGAAUAUUGGUCUGGGGCUGUUUGUAAUGGUUCGGGCUAGGCCCCUUAGUUCCAGUGAAGGGAAAUCUUAUUGCUACAGCAUACAAUGACAUUCUAGACGAUUCUGUGCUUCCAACUUUGUGGCAACAGUUUUUUGGGAAGGCCCUUUCCUGUUUCAGCAUGACAAUGCCCCCAUGCUCAAAGCGAGGUCCAUACAGAAAUGGUUUGUCGAGAUCGGUGUGGAAGAACUUGGCUGGCCUGCACAGAGCCCUGACCUCAACCCCAUUGAACACCUUUGGGAUGAAUUGGAACGCCGACUGCGAGCCAGGCCUAAUCGCCCAACAUCAGUGCCCGACCUCACUAAUGCUCGUGGCUGAAUGGAAGCAAGUCCCCACAGCAAUGUUCCAACAUCUAGUGGAAAGCCUUCCCAGAAGAGUGGAGGCUGUUAUAGCAGUAAAGGGGGCACCAACUCCACAUGUAAUGCCCAUGAUUUUGUUCGAUGAGCAGGUGUCCACAUACUGUAAGUAAUACCUCGAGCUUACUUCAACUGUAUAGCCUCAAAUCAUGAUUACAAUUAUAAUUUUGAUCUCAUGGAUGGUCAGUUCUUGCAUUCUUAGCUCACUCUAUGAAUUUGAGUGGUUACAUUUCUCUAUCCCCAUCCCUCUUGGGUUUAGUUAAUAAGAUCUUAUAUUCGUAUCAAAAUCAUUUUUUUGCUCGUCCUUUGUAUUGGCCUACUGGAGAUCAUGGGCUGGUUUCCUGGACUCCGAUUUUAAGACUAUAUUUGGACUAAAAAGCGUGCUUAGAAGAGAAUCUCUACCGAACAUUAUUUUCAGUCCAGUAUGUAACCUAUGUCCUGGGAAUCCGGUCCAACGUGUUAAUGUACUGCUGUGUAUAGAAGUGAUGAUUUCUCCUCUAUAUUUAAAGUGCAGUGUGGUAACUCCUUUAUUUUCCCACUUCCCUUCAGGUUCCAAGAGGUGUUUGAUCAAACAGUCAAACAAGAGGACAUCUUUGAAGCAAUCGCCAAGCCAGUGGCAGACAGGUGAGACACCCUUAAACUUGUUUUAAACUUCAACGGUAGAAUGAGUCUUUGUUUAAUGUUUAAUUGUAAUUUGAUGCUAACCAUUUUAACAAGCUACUGUGUUGGAUAUCUGUCUGUCUCAAAGGUAGACCUAAUAACUGGACGACCAAAACAAAACUACCAACAAUUGUAGGCAGGCACUGUUUUGGCAGUGUGAAUCCCUAUUGGGGUUUUUCAACACAAGUAAAGUUGCUUUCUCCAUUGUCUGUGGUCCAUUCUAUUCUAAACUGUGCUGCCCAUCAAGAUUACUACUACCAAAUACUUAUAGAUACAGGUGAGAUAUUUAAGGUGGGCCUAACUUCUCCACCAAGAGAAAGAGGUUGAAAACCAAAAUAGCCACUAAUGACAGAUCUAGGACCAGCUUACUUUACCUCAAACCCUAAAAGGUGAAAGGAAAACUGAUCUUGAGACAGUGCUCGGGAACAAUGUUCACCUACACACCAUUCGUUCACCCCUAGGGCCUCUGUUCAAUGUUGCAGCAAGGCCCGGACCACACAGACUUCGCCAGGCAUGUUGACGGGAAGCUCGUCACUCUGACAAUAAGCUGAGCUAGCGCAAAGAUGGAAAUGAAGGGAGGCUGUGAUUUUUGGCCCAAUCACGACUCCCAAACCAUUAAGUGGAGAGCUGGCAGAUGGGGGGGCACACGCUGCUAUCCUGUGCAUGCGAGAAGCCUCUCGCCGCAAUGCAGCGGGUAUCCUUCGUCGAAGCUCAUCAUAAUUUUUGCUCUGCUGUAUGUAGAGUUCCUAUUUGUUGGGCCACCCCUCCCUAAUUUCCACAUGACACACUUCUAGUGCUCUUCAGUAGUAUUUGUGGCUAGGGUUGCAAAGGGAGGGUAUAUUAUUGGAAAUGUUCUAAGUUUACCAGUAAACUACCAGAAUUUUGGUAUCUUUCAAGGAUUUUAUGUAUCUAUCACAAUACAUCUAGUGGCCCUUUUGGGUACUUAAGAUUAUCACAGGUGUCUGUAAUUAUCUCUGGCCCUCUGUGUGGCCUUAUCACAUGUAAAAUAUAAUAAAUAAUUAAAGUGGAUCUGACAGUGUUUUAGCAACAAGAAAUCUUAUUAAAAUAUGUUCAUAUACACCCCCAGGAAGAAUAUGACACAUAAAAAGCCAGCGCUUAGAUAUGGUCAUUUUCAUGUUUUCAUAGAAUGUCUGAGAAUGACGUAUAGUAAUGGAUUUGUGAAAAUUCUAUAGCAAUAUAGAGUGGGAAAGCGGCCGUGCGUUUGGACAAUUUAAUAGACACUGAAGUAAAUAUAACGUUCUAAAAACAUAUUUCUUGUCCAGGACCGGAGUCUACGCAAACCGAUGCGCCAUAGGGAACUUAGAAAGGAAAACGCUGCACACUACUGCUCAUGCUCCCAGGUGAUUUUAUUUAUAACAAUGUUUCAACCCUUAGGUCUUCAUCAGGCAUCCAUAAGACCUAAAGGUCGAAACGUUAUAAAUAAAAUCACCUGAGAGCAUGAGCAGCGGUGUGCAGCGUUUUUCUUUCUGUUUUCUAUGAGUUUGCCUACAACUCCAGCACCUGCGGAAAGUACCUGGAUGUGCGUAUGUUCUUCAGCUUUUGGCCAUAGGGAACUUGCCUGCCUGCCCGCCUAUUUGAUUGAUGCCAAAUACAUUUGAUUGACAACUAAGAGAUAUGCCAACUGUGGAUAAGUCAUUCAAGUUCAGCAUAGCUAGCAAAGUGAUUCGCGUUUCUAGCUCGCUAACCAAAUGAUCUCUAGCUGUAGCCACUGAAAAAUGAUAUGAAGGGAAAAAGCCGGUCACUCACCCACUCCUCCAAUGACAUGACAUCCUUCCAGCAGCUAUCUAGCUAACGUUAGGCCCCAUAUUCUUAGCUUGCUAUAUAAAUAGCUAGCUACAUAAAUUAGAUAUGCUAGCCCAUGGGUGUCAAACUCAAUCAGUGCACGGGCCAUAUUGAAAAAACACAAUGAAUUCACAGGCUAGAUAUAGCUUAUUUGUUUUUACAAAAAAUUUGCAACUGCGACCCAAAUUGGCCUUUGUUUAUAAGAAAAAAUAUGGCCAUUUGUAAUGUCCACUUAUGUACAUAGGAUGCUGUAUAUAGCAUUUUAAUAUAUUAAAACAAAAGAGAUAAAUAAUAUUUGUCCAGCCUUUGCAGCUAUGCUUGCAUAAUAUGCUGCGACCCUAAUCAAAAAGUAUUUAAUUACUCCAAAUAACAAAAACUUAGCUAUGGGGGGGGGGGGGGGGGGGGGAAAUGAUAAAGAAGGAAAAUGUAUUUUAAAAUCUACGCACAAUACCCCAUAAGGAUAAAGCAAAAACAGGUUUUUAGAAAUGUUUGCAGAAGUAUUAAAAAUCUAAAACAUAUAACAUUUACAUAAGUAUUCAGACCCUUUACUCAGUACUUUGUUGAAGCACCUUUGGCAGUGUCUUCUUGGGUUUGACGCUACAAGCUUGGCACACCUGUAUUUGGGGAGUUUCUCCCAUUCUUCUCUGCAGAUCCUCUCAAGCUCUGUCAGGUUGGAUGGAGAGUGUCGCUGCACAGCUAUUUUCAGGUCUCUCCAGAGAUGUUUGAUCGGGUUCAAGUCCAGGCUCUGGCUGGGCCACUCAAGGACAUUUAGAGACUUGUCCCGAUGCCACUCCUGCAUUGUCUUGGCUGUGUGCUUAGGGUUGUUGUCCUGUUGGAAGGUGAACCUUUGCCCCCAGUCUGAGAUCCUGAGCGCUCUGGAGCAGGUUUUCAUCAAGGAUCUCUCUUUACUUUGCUCCGUUCAUCUUUCCCUUGAUCCUGACUAGUCUCCCAGUCCCUGUCGCUGAAAAACAUCCCCACACCAUGCUUCACCGUAGAGUUGGUAUUGGCCAGGUGAUGAUCGGUGCCUGGUUUCCUGCAGACGUGACACUUGGCAUUCAGGCCAAAGAGUUCAAUCUUGGUUUCGUCAGACCAGAGAAUCUUGUUUCUCAUGGAUUGAGAGUCGUUUAGGUGCCUUUUCUCCUAUGGAUGGUAUUUUGUUGCAGGUUUAGUUUUUUUGGUUAUUCAUUGUCAAGCUUUAAAAACUGAAGCCAGACUGCCACAUUUUAGUAGCCUAGCUAGGACUGUGGCAUGUGUCUGUUUGUACACUUUCCCUCUGCUGCGCGCUGUAAACGGGACACACGAAAGCAGCGCAAUUGAAAUUGAAUUCACCAAUGCGUGCGCAUCAGGCAGUAAUUUCAUGAAGUAGAUGACUCAACUGUUGACUCAUUUAUACUCGCUUGUGUGUCCUAUUUGGCGUGUGGGCUUUGUUUGACACAUUUGCUAGCCUAUUAGCCAUGUUAUGACGGACUUGUGAUUAUUGCCCUUGCUAGUUUGAUUGUAUUGACAUUCCCGGCCUUAGUUACAGUCGUCUGACUACCAACAAAUGUAUCGGUGAAUUAUAUUAAUCAUUAAUUGAUCUGCAUCCAUCUAUUAUUUUGGUAACAAUGCCAUACUGUACGUCAUGGAAUUUUAAGUGAAUUAGAACCUAUUUUUAAAACCUCUCGAAAGUUGGUUUUGAAGCAUAAACUGGGAAUUUGAUACAGUAUUGAUUAUGAUUCUGUUUCAUAUCUGCAAAGUAGUUAAAAACGCUGUCAGUUCCACUUUAAAUACGAUGAUUUUCAAAUUGAAAAUAUAAUGACAAAGCUAUAAAACGCUAUCCUAAAUAUCAACCAUCAAGUGAAUAUCAUCGUUGUUUAAUAUGAGGGUUUCAGCAUGAAAUAUCCUGUAUUUUCUUUUACACACUUGUAUUUAUUUUACUACGUCAAUAUGUAUUUGUUGUCAAUGUUUUUGCGUCAAACUUGUGGCAGUUGUGAAAAAGUCAAUAGUUGGACGAGUUGCUGAGGUAAUUGAAGAUAAUAAACGUCUUAAGAGUGCUGAUCUAGGAUCACGUCCCCCCCAUCCUGUCCAUAUAAUCUUAUUCAUUGUGAUCUAAAAAGCAAAACUGAUCCUAAAUCAGCAGUCUUACUCUGAGACCCGUUGAUACAUAUGACCCCUGGUUAAAAAUAAACAUAUUACUCAUUGUUUCUCAUUGUUUCAAGUCCUCAGCCCCACCCCUCAGAAGGAAUAGCAAAGCCUAUGAUUACCGUGACAAUGAAUCGCGAGUGACAAGGACCUUGUGGUGCGGGAAUCAAACCCAGGUCUUGGGGUUGCGUACAUGUGUAACGAGACCAGUACUAGACCAUGGGGUCUUGCCGGAAGGGUUUCUUGUAUGUCUGCACUGAGUGUUGAUGUUGAUCGAGUCUGUCGUUGUUUGAAGGUCAGUGUGACAUUUGCAAGGACCUGUGAACAAUGUGUUUAAUUGUGGCUUUAAGUGGGACAGCCAGCACAGCCAGAUAUGUCUGUUUUGCUCUAAGGCCAUCAGUGAAUGUUCCCAGAGGAUCCCACUUCUUCCACCAAAUGCCUUUUUUUAUACCAUCUGAGCAUCAUUUGGUGGAUAGGCGCAACAAGUUGAGGAUGUAGGCUACAAGGAUGUAGGCCAGUGGUCACCAACCGGUCGAUCGCAAUCGACUGGUCGAUCUCCAAGGCAUUCCUAGUCGAUAACCAAACAUUUCUGUAAAAAAUACGAUGAAGCCUUCCGUUCCUAUAUAUUUUUUUGUUUCACGCUGUUGGCGGUAGGUGCACUUGAUUCAGCAACCCAAGCACCGAGGUAGAACUCUGCUUACCCGGCAGGCCCAGAUAUCAAAUCAAGUGCACUUAUAGGACUACCGCUGGCCAAUCAGAGAACUCAAAUCACAGUGUCUACACAGUUUCAUCACGCUAUUGAAAAAAGAAAAGAAGCCUAGAGCGGACACAAGUUGAUAAUGUGAUAUUUUAAAACCAUGACUAGAGAGAGACUAAACGAAUGCAGCAAAGAGCUGAAUCAAGCUAGUCGUCUUGACUUCUUUCUUAUCUCAUUCUCGUUGGCACCAAAAGUAAAAAAAAAAAAGUGUUGAUAGGGGACAGAAUGCGGUCGGACCAUCAUAUAAUUGGCAUAUACGUUACUCUUACUGAAUUUCAACGUGGGCGAGGAUAUUGGAAAUUCAAUCAAAGCCUAUUGGAUGAUAAUUUAUUUAUAAUUAGAACAAAGGAAUUUAUAACUGACUUUUUACGACAUAACAUAGGUACAGCGAAUCCCCUUAUUGUAUGGGACACCUUUAAAUGUGCCUUUUAGAGGUCAUGCAAUUCAGUACUCAUCUCUAAAACAAAAGCAAUUUAGGUAAAAAUAGUUUAUACUAACAAAGGAAAUAGAAAGUCUAACAGAACAGAUAGAUGGCAAUAAAAACUGUAACAUAGAGGCUCAGAAUAAAUUAGAGGAAAAACAAAAAGAAAUGGAGAAACUUAUUCAAGAAAGAUCAAGUGUAAUAUAUUAUAAAAUAAAGCAAACUGGAUGGAAUAUGGGGAAAAAUGCACCAAAUUCUUCAACAUAGGAAUGCUACCAAAAAGAACUUAAUGAAACUGGUUACAAUUGACGGAGUCACCCAUGAUUCACCAAAUUAUAUUUUGAAGGAGGAAACAAAGUACUUUAAGCAUAUGUUUUCUUUUCAGUCGCCUCCAUCUCCUCUAACUGAAGCUAAUUGUAGAGAUUUUUUUUCUAUUGAUAAUGUAAAAUUAACAGCCAUACAGAAAAACUCAUGUGAAAGUGAAAUUACAGAGGAGGAACUUCUGGAUGCAGUUAAAGACUUUAAGUCUGGGAAAACUCCAUGGUUGGAUGGCAUACCAGUCGAGGUAUACCAAACCUUUUUUGAUAUACUAAGAGGACCGUUAUUAGCAUGUUUUAACCACUCCUAUGUAAAUGGUAGAUUAUCUGAAACUCAAGAAGAAGGUCUGAUCUCAUUAUUACUGAAACAGGAUACAAGUGGAAAAUAUAAAGAUUCCAGUCCAUUAAAAAAAUUGGAGGCCCCUUACACUUCAGUGUUGUGAUGCAAAUUCUAGCAAAAUAUAUAGCGCAUAGAAUUAAAAAGGUAUUGUCGGAUAUUAUUUAUUCUAAUCAGACAGGUGUUUUUACAUGGAAGAUACUUUGGAGAUAAUAUAAGGCAAGUAUUGGAAACAAUAGAACACUAUGGAAAAUAUGGGAAACCAGGCCUGCUAUUCAUAGCAGACUUCCGAAAAGGCAUUUGAUAAAGUACGACUGGGGUUUAUAUAUAAAUGCCUGGAGCAUUUCAAUUUUGGAGAAUCUCUUAUAAAAUGGGUCAAAAUCAUGUAUAGUAACCCUAGGUGUAAAAUAGUAAAUAAUGGCUAUUUCUCCAAAAGUUUUAAACUGUCAAGAGGAGUGAAACAAGGUUGUCCACUAUCGGCAUAUCUAUUUAUUGUGGCCAUCGAGAUGUUAGCUAUUAAAAUCAGAUCCAAUAAUAAUGUCAGAGGAUUAGAAAUCCAGGGCUUAAAAACAAAGGUGUCAUUGUACGCUGAUGAUUCAUGUUUUCUUUUAAAUCCACAACUAGAAUCCCUCCACAGCCUCAUAGAGGAUCUAGAUACAUUUUCUAACCUCUCUGGAUUACAACCAAAUUAUGACAAAUGUACUAUAUUACAUAUUGGAUCACUAAUAAAUAAAAAUUUUACAUUACCAUGUAGUUUACCAAUAAAAUGGUCUGAUGGUGAUGUGGAUAUACUCGGAAUACAUAUCCCAAAGGAAAUAAAUGAUCUCACUUCAAUACAUUUUAAUAGAAAGUUAGCAAAAAUAGAUAAGGUCUUGCUACCAUGGAAAGGUAAAUACCUGUCAAUUUGUGGAAAAAUCACCCUGAUUUAACUCUUUAUUAUUAUCCCAGUUUACCUAUUUGCUUAUGUUCUUGCCUACGCCUAGCGAACAGUUUUUUAAAUUAUAUGAGAAAAAUAUAUUUAAAAAAAUGUGGGAACGGCAAGCCAGACACAAUUAAAAGGGCCUAUUUAUAUAAUGAAUAUGAAUUCGGAGGACAGAAAUUAUUAAAUAUUAAAGCAUUAGACCUAUCACUAAAAGAUUCAGUCAUACAUUUACAUUACAUUUACAUUUACGUCAUUUAGCAGACGCUCUUAUCCAGAGCGACUUCCAGGAGCAAUUAGGGUUAAGUGCCUUGCUUAAGGGCACAUCGACAGAUUUUUCACCUAGUCGGCUCGGGGAUUAGAACCAGCGACGUUUCGGUUACUGGCACAACGCUCUUACCCACUAAGCUACCUGUUUAGUUAUACUUAAAUCCGAACUGGUUCUCAAGCAAAUUUGUAAGAUUGUCUCACCCAAUGUUCAAGAAAGGCCUUUUUCCCUUUAUUCAGAUUACAACAACUCAUUUUCAGUUAUUUGAAAAGGAAAUCAUCUCCCAAAUGUCACUAUUUGUAAAACAAGCCAUAGAAAGUUGGUUGCAAUUUAAUCCUCCAGAAACGACAGAACAAAUAAUGCAACAAAUAUUGUGGUACUAAUUGACAAAAAAACUUUAUUUUUUGACAAUGUUUAAAAAAGGUAUAAUCUUCGUAAAUGAUAUCAUCGGUAGGACUGGUGGAGUUAUGUCGCACAUGCAGCUAACAAAAACAUAUGGAAAUGUCUGCUCUACCCAAAAUUACAACCAAAUAAUUGCAGCCUUACUGCAAAAGUGGAAGAGGAAAGUGGAAGGGGUGAGAUGUCUGGGUUGACUCGGCCGUGCAUUAAAGAACAUAAUUGGUUAAGGAAAACUGUGAUAAAUAAAAAAGUAUAUCAGUUUCACUUAAGGACCAAAGGAUUGACAGCCGUCCCAUAUAGAUUGCAAAAUAGUUGGGAAGAGAUUUUUUAUGUACCGAUCCCAUGGCAUAGUGUUUAUGAACUGACACGCAAAAUGACACCGGAUUCAAAAAUUAUUAUAUAAAAUUCUUGCUACCAAUAGAAUGUUAUUUAUAUGGGGGAUACAAUCUUCCCAGCUCUGCAGAUUUAGCUGUGAAGAGACAGAAUCAUUAGAUCAUUUGUUUUGGUUCUGUCCAUUUGUAGCUUGUUUUUGGUCACAGGUCCAGGAAUGGCUAAAGGAUUGCAAUAUUUACCUGGAGCUAACCUUGCAGAUAGCAUUACUGGGUGAUCUGAAAAGUCAUAGUCAAUCGAUCAAUAAUAUAAUAAUACUUUUAGCAAAAAUGUUUAUUUUUAAUUCAUAAUCUGUAGAAGCAAUGAGAAUAGAAAGGUUCAGAACUUUGUAAAACAUCACAGUACGGUUGAAAUAUAUAUGGCAAAUAGAAAUCCUAUAUGGAUGGUGUUAAGAGAUAGAUGGGAGGUAUUGAAUGGAGUUGAAGGAUGGGACUAAUAACAACAAAUAAUAACAAGAUAACUAAUAAUGUAAGCAUACUGUGUCCAUAAUAAGUACAUUGCUCAAAAAAAUAAAGGGAACACUUAAACAACACAUCCUAGAUCUGAAUGAAUGAGAUAAUCUUAUUAAAUACUUUUUUCUUUACAUAGUUGAAUGUGCUGACAACAAAAUCACACAAAAAUUAUCAAUGGAAAUCAAAUUUAUCAACCCAUGGAGGUCUGGAUUUGGAGUCACCUUCAAAAUUAAAGUGGAAAACCACACUACAGGCUGAUCCAACUUUGAUGUAAUGUCCUUAAAACAAGUCAAAAUGAGGCUCAGUAGUGUGUGUGGCCUCCACGUGCCUGUAUGACCUCCCUACAACGCCUGGGCAUGCUCCUGAUGAGGUGGCGGAUGGUCUCCUGAGGGAUCUCCUCCCAGACCUGGAUUAAAGCAUCCGCCAAUUCCUGGACAGUCUGUGGUGCAACGUGGCGUUGGUGGAUGGAGCAAGACAUGAUGUCCCAGAUGUGCUCAAUUGGAUUCAGGUCUGGGGAAGGGGCGGUCCAUAGCAUCAAUGCCUUCCUCUUGCAGGAACUGCUGACACACUCCAGCCACAUGAGGUCUAGCAUUGUCUUGCAUUAGGAGGAACCCAGGGCCAACUGCACCAGCAUAUGGUCUCACAAGGGGUCUGAGGAUCUCAUCUCGGUACCUAAUGGCAGUCAGGCUACCUCUGGCGAGCACAUGGAGGGCUGUGCGGCCCCCCAAAGAAAUGCCACCCCACACCAUGACUGACCCACGGCCAAACCGGUCAUGCUGGAGGAUGUUGCAGGUAGCAGAACGUUCUCCACAGCGUCUCCAGACUCUGUCACGUCUGUCACAUGUGCUCAGUGUGAACCUGCUUUCAUCUGUGAAGAGCACAGGGCGACAGUGGCGAAUUUGCCAAUCUUGGUGUUCUCUGGCAAAUGCCAAACGUCCUGCACGGUGUUGGGCUGUAAGCACAACCCCCACCUGUGGACGUCGGGCCCUCAUACCACCCUGUUUCUGACCGUUUGAGCAGACACAUGCACAUUUGUGGCCUGCGGGAGGUCAUUUUGCAGGGCUCUGGCAGUGCUCCUCCUGCUCAUUCUUGCACAAAGGCGGAGGUAGCGGUCCUGCUGCUGGGUUGUUGCCCUCCUACGGCCUCCUCCACGUCUCCUGAUGUACUGGCCUGUCUCCUGGUAGCGCCUCCAUGCUCUGGACACUACGCUGACAGACACAGCAAACCUUCUUGCCACAGCUCGCAUUGAUGUGCCAUCCUGGAUGAGCUGCACUACCUGAGCCACUUGUGUGGGUUGUAGACUCCGUCUCAUGCUACCACUAGAGUGAAAGCACCGCCAGCAUUCAAAAGUGACCAAAACAUCAGCCAGGAAGCAUAGGAUCUGAGAAGUGGUCUGUGGUCACCACCUGCAGAACCACUUCUUUAUUGGGGGUGUCUUGCUAAUUGCCUAUAAUUUCCACCUGUUGUCUAUUCCAUUUGCACAACAGCAUGUGACAUUUAUUGUCAAUCAGUGUUGCUUCCUAAGUGGACAGUUUGAUUUCACAGAAGUGUGAUUGACUUGGAGUUACAUUGUGUUGUUUAAGUGUUCCCUUUAUUUUUUUGAGCAGUGUAUAUAGGUUGUAUUUUGGGAGCUUUUGGGAAAGGGCACAGUUAGAAAGAUAUGGCAUAUAGAAGCAAACCGGAUGGACAUCAUAAACAUGAUCGGAGAGGUUGAGAGUAGAAGAAGUUCAGGAGCAAAAACAAAUAAAAUAUAAUUAUUGUAAAAUUGACUGUGUCCAUAAGGUGUAGAUAGUAAUUAUAGGCUGAAAGUAGAGGCCUGGGCAUUGUUGUUCACUAAUUUACCCCAAGUAGGGAAAGGAUGGCGGGGUUGAAAAGUAAUAAAGGGGAGUAUAUAUUAAAAAAACAUGGGGGAUUGGAAGUGAUGCAGACAAUUACAUUGAUAGAAGUUACAAUCUAUCUGCAAUAUUAAGCUGAUCUACCCCCAUAAAAAAUAAUAAAAAAAUGCUGUUUUUAUGUGUAAGUUAAUGUUUAAGUCGUUAUUCAUCAUUGUCAACACUUUUUUCAACACUUUUAUAAGCCAUAAAAUGCAUGUUCUCCCUACUUUCACUCACGCUACAACCAGCACUGCAGCUGCAAUGAAUGAGUAUAGCAAAGUGUUUUGUUAAGCUUGUAUUGUUAUUAUUAUUAUUGGUGCAUGAGGCAGAAAUAAUGCAUAUUGUUUUGCCAUCAGCUGGAAGACUGUGUCCCCUUUUCUCAGCGGAGGGAGGGAGAGAGAAGGCACGGUGAGUCGGGUGAGAGACCACUGCUCGCUCCCUCCCCUCAGACUGACCAUCAGAUGCAGGUCUUCAGUCCAGUAAAAAAUAGCAAAUUAUAAUGCUCACUCAGCUGUGCCUCACAAGUGAUACAACAAAUGAUCGAUUACCAGUGUGAUCAUCUAUCAUUUAAAAAAUAUACGUACACUACCGUUCAAAAGUUUGGGGUCACUAAGAAAUGUCCUUGUUUUUGAAAGAAAAGCAAUUUUCUUGUCCAUUAAAAUAACAUAAAAUUGAUCAGAAAUACAGUGUAGACAUUGUUAAUGUUGUAAAUGGCUAUUGUAGCUGGAAACGGCUGAUUUUUAAUGGAAUAUCUACAUAGGUGUACAGAGGCCCAUUAUCAGCAACCAUCAGUCCUGUGUUCCAAUGGCACGUUGUGUUUGCUAAUCCAAGUUUAUCAUUUUAAAACGCUAAUUGAUCAUUAGAAAACCCUUUUACAAUUAUGUUAGCACAUCUGAAAACUGCUGUGGUGAUUAAAGAAGCAAGAAAACUGGCCUUCUUGAGACUAGUUGAGUAUCUGGAGCAUCGAUUACAGGCUCAAAAUGGCCAGAAACAAAUAACUUUCUUCUGAAACUCGUCAGUCUAUUCUUGUUCUGAGAAAUGAAGGCUAUUCCAUGUGAGAAAUUGCCAAGAAACUGAAGAUCUUGUACAACGCUGUGUACUACUCCCUUCACAGAACAGCGCAAACUGGCUCUAACCAGAAUAGAAAGAGGAGUGGGAGGCCCCGGUGCACAACUGACCAAGAGGUAGAAUACAUUAGUGUCUUGUAUGAGAAACAGGCGCCUCACAGGUUCUCAACUGGCAGUUUCAUUAAAUUGUACCCGCAAAACACCAGUCUCAACGUCAACAGUGAAGUGGCAACUCCGGGAUGCUGACCUUCUAGGCAGAGUUGCAAAGAAAAAGCCAUAUAAAAAUAAAUAUAAAAUUGAAAAAAUUGAAAACAAGGACAUUUCUACGUGACCCCAAAUUUUUGAACGGUAGUGUGUGUGUGUGUGUGUGUAUGUAUAGAUAGCGAUAUAUAUAUAUAUAUAUAUAUAUAUAUGUCUAUAUCUCAACAUGCUCUGAGAAGAACAACAUUGGCAGGGCAAUUCAAGCGUAGCCAAUAAAUAUAUUGGGCCUAUUUAGCCUAGUGCACAAACCUCAACAUGAACCAAUUAACCUGUUUAAUUGAUUAAUGUUGCUUAGGCUUACAUUUUUAAUAAUAAUAAUAAUAAUAUGCCAUUUAGCAGACGCUUUUUUCCAAAGCGACUUACAGUCAUGCAUGCAUACAUUUUUGUGUAUGGGUGGUCUCGGGGAUCGAACCCACUACCUUGGCGUUACAAGCGCCGUGCUCUACCAGCUGAGCUACAGAGGACCACAAAUCAUGUUUAAAAACAAUUCAGAGCGGUAGAUCUCGGCUUGCAUUUGGACUCAAAGUGAUCUUGACUCAGAAAAGGUUGGCGACCACGGAUGUAGGUUAGCCUAUUCGAUAACAGGCUUGUUUUCAUAUGAUAAAUGUUACAUUUUGGGAAUCGGACAAUUAGAUUCUUAUCAAUGACUCACAUAGGUCUAUUUAAUUGAUGUCACACUUAGUGGUCAAAUCAGCAGAAUUAACACUGAUAUAAACUGUUGUUAUUCUUAUCAUUGUCAAUCUCUCAGUUCAAGUAUUUUCAAACUUGGCAGAGGUAGGCUACUCUUCUUACAUGGUGUCUCAGAGAGUUUUACCCUUGGCCUAAGGUUAGACUAAUUCAGGGUUUGCUCCCAAAGGGAGAAAGGCAAUAACAACGGCAUUUACUUGGAAUUUCCUGCGAUCAAAUGUCUUGAAGUUGUUAUCUGAAUGUUUCUCUCUCCUCAUUUCUCCACCCCUACCAUGCUCAAUUUCUCUUUGUCUCCCCUGCACUCUGGUCCUAAUUCCACCUCUUACUCAUAAUACGGGUAUUUAUGGAAUCCACAAGUGCUUUGCAUUAUCGUCAGUAUUAGGAGACAUAAACAACACGGUGAGAUGUCUGGGUUGACUCAGGGCUCAAAUAUAUUUUUACCUGACUCAGACCAUAGCCUUCUGUCUUCGGUUACCCUUCCAUAGACCUCUGAACAGUUCUCCAAUUGGUUCAGCAGGUCGUGAGACUUUGGCUUAUCAAGACAAAAAGUCACUGGCAUAUAGAUGCCAGCUUUAGGGCCAGGAUGUGGCCCCAUGUCAUUGGGGGGCACUGAUUCAAACGAUGGGUUGUCUUUCUCCAAUGUGAGAUAUUUCUUAGUCAGUUGCCUUGGGUAUAUUGGAUUCGCAUUUAUUGUGAUCUGAUGGAAUGUUCUAGAUUCCUGAAGGUCUUAACCUUUUUAAAUCCAGUCUCGCCAGUGGCUAAAUCAGAGGUGUAAGUAGCCCUGUUGAUGUUUUGCCCCCACUGGUGAUGAAUGGCGAUGGAAUGUAUUCAAAAAAAGCUGACAAUGUUAUGGACACAUGGAGGUAGUCAAAUUCAUUAGGUGUUGAAGAGCCAUGAAUGACACGACAUAGGCGUUUUCUUACCUCAUAUGUACAGUUGAAGUCGGAAGUUUACAUGCACCUUAGCCAAAUACAUUUAAACUCAGUUUUCACAAUUACUGACAUUUAACCUUGUAAAAAAACACCACUUUAAAAAAACACCACUUUAUUUUAAGAAUGUGAGGUGUCAGAAUAAUAGUAGAGAGAAUGAUUUAUUUCAGCUUUUAUUUCUUUCUUCACAUUCCCAGUGGGUCAGAAGUUUACAUACACUCAUUUAGUAUUUGGUAGCAUUUCCUUUAUAUUGUUUAACUUGGGUCAAACGUUUCGGGUAGCCUUCCACAACCUUCCCACAAUAAUUUUGGGUGAAUUUUGGCCCAUUCCUCCUGACAGAGCUGGUGUAACUGAGUCAGGUUUGUAGGCCUCUUGCUCGCACACGCUUUUUCAGUUCUGCCCACUAAUUUUCUAUAGGAUUGAGGUCAGGGCUUUGUGAUGGCCACUCCAAUACCUUGACUUUGUUGUCCUUAAGCCAUUUUGCCACAACUUUGGAAGUAUGCUUGGGGUCAUUGACCAUUUGGAAGACCCAUUUGUGACCAAGCUUUAACUUCCUGACUGAUGUCUUGAUGUUGCUUCAAUAUAUCCACAUAAUUUUCCUUCCUCAUGAUGCCAUCUAAGUGCACCAGUCCCUCCUGCAGCAAAGCACUCCCACAGCAUGAUGCUGCCACCCACGUGCUUCACGGUUGGGAUGGUGUUCUUCGGCUUGCAAGCGUCCCCCUUCUCCUCCAAACAUAACGAUGGUCAUAAUGGCCAAACAGUUCUAUUUGUGUUUCAUCAGACCAGAGGACAUUUCUCCAAGAAGUAUGAUCUUUGUCCCCAUGUGCAGUUGCAAAUCGUAGUCUUUUUUAUGGUGGUUUUGGAGCAGUGGCUUCUUCCUUGCUGAACGUUUUUUCAGGUUAUGUCAAUAUAGGACUUGUUUUACUGUGGAUAUAGAUACUUCUGUACCUGUUUCCUCCAGCAUCUUCACAAGGUCCUUUACUGUUGUUCUGGGAUUGAUUUUUCACUUUUCGCACCAAAGUACUUUCAUCUCUAGGAGACAGAACGCGUCUCCUUCCUGAGCGGUAUUACGGCUGCGUGGUCCCAUGGUGUUUAUACAUGCGUACUAUUGUUUGUACAGAUGAAUGUGGUACCUUCAGGCGUUUGGAAAUUGCUCCCAAGGAUGAACCAGACUUGUGGAGGUCUACAAUUUUUUUCUGAGGUCUUGACUGAUUUCUUUUGAUUUUCCCAUGAUGUCAAGCGAAGAGGCAAUGAGUUUGAAGGUAGGCCUUGAGAUACAUCCACAGGUACACCUCCAAUUGAUUCAAAAAAUGUCAAUUAGCCUAUCAGAAGCUUCUAAAGACAUCAUUUUCUGGAAUUUUCCAAGCUGUUUAAAGGCACAGUCAACUUAGUGUAUGUAAACUUCUGACCCACUGGAAUUGUGAUACAGUGAAUUAUAAGUGAAAUAAUCUGUCUGUUAACAAUUGUUGGAAAAAUUACUUGUCAUGCAGUUUUAAUGACUCCAACCUAAGUGUAUGUAAACUUCCGACUUCAACUGUAUCACAUCUAUAUUUGGAUGCAUCAAGUCUAAUUUCCAGACAUGGUAGCCAAGGCUAUUGCUGAGAAGAGUGUUUCUCUCUAGAUUAUUCUCUUACAUGUAGCCCCCAAAAUUUGUUUACAUUAAAUUGACAAAGGUCAUUUUCAGGAAACAGUGCGGUGUAGCCAGGUCUAGUAGGAAAUCGUUGACAGAAUAAAAAGCAGCUGUUAGAACAUCACACCCACAAGCCUAUGCAAUUCGACACCUAGCGUUUAAUUUACUUUUCCACAUCAAAAAUGGUAAUAGCUGUCAAGUUGUUAUUUUUCGAAGUGCCCAGGCUGGAGCUGCGUUCUCUCUGUAGUUCAUCCAAAAACCACUCAUUUGAACACCAAUCACUGUCUCCACUGAGAUGUAACCAAAACCCACAGCGUUUACAGUCAAGCAACAGUAAUGACACUAAUGAUAAAAUACUUAUUAUGUUAUCUUAUUUAUGCUGAGCUGGCAAGUCGACCUUAGUCUCACUCUCAGCACAUUGUAACAAAAGUAUCACUAGACUGCCCCUGUCCCGGGCAGGAUAGCUACGGCGGCUUUCUCAUGCAACCUGUUGCCUGUCCUUGGGAGAAGUGUGGAGGUGGAGUGGUAACGCUCUCCACCUGAGUAGUACCCCGGGGUUCAAUCCCCACAUCUACCCUUCCUACUGUUCUCCCACUUGCCGGUCUUCCCCUCUGUUUCUAACUUUCUACAUUUACAUUAUUUAGCAGACGCUCUUAUCCUAAAUAAACAUUAAAUGUAAAAAGGAAUAUGUACACUACCGGUCAAAAGUUUUAGAACACCUACUCAUUCAAUGGUUUUUCUUUAUUUUUACUAUUUUCUACAUUGUAGAAUAAUAGUGAAGACAUCUAAACUAUGAAAUAACACAUAUGGAAUCAUGUAGCAACCAAAAAACUGUUAAACAAAUAUUUGAGUUUCUUCAAAUAGCCACCCUUUGCCUUGAUGACAGCUUUGCACACUCUUGGCAUUCUCUCAACCAGCUUCACCUGGAAUGCUUUUCCAACAGUGUUGAAGGAGUUCCCACAUAUGCUGAGCACUUGUUGGCUGCUUUUCCUUCACUCUGCGGUCCAACUCAUCCCAAACCAUCUCAAUUUGGUUGAGGUCGGGUGAUUGUGGAGGCCAGGUCAUCUGAUGCAGCACUCCAUCACUCUCCUUCUUGGUAAAAUAGCCCUUACACAGCCUGGAGGUGUGUUGGGUCAUUGUCCUGUUGAAAAACAAAUGAUAGUCCCACGAAGCCCAAACCAGAAGGGAUGGCGUAUCGCUGCAGAACGCUGUGGUAGCCAUGCGGGUUAAGUGUGCCUUGAAUUCUAAUUAAAUCACAGACAGUGUCACCAGCAAAGCACCCCCACACCAUCACACCUCCUCCUCCAUGCGUUACGGUGGGAAAGUACACAUGCGAGAUCAUCCGUUCACCCACACCUCGUUUUACAAAGACACAGCGGUUGGAACUAAAAAUCUCCAAUUUGGACUCCAGACGAAAGGACACAUUUCCACCGGUCUAAUGUCCAUUACUCGUGUUUCUUGGCCCAAGCAAGUCUCUUCUUCUUAUUGGUGUCCGAAUUCGACCAUGAAGGCCUGAUUCACACAGUCUCCUCUGAACAGUUGAUGUUGAGAUGUGUCUGUUACUUGAACUAUGUGAAGCAUUUAUUUGGGCUGCAAUUUCUGAGGCUGGUAACUCUAAUGAACUUAUCCUCUGCAGCAGCGGUAACUCUGGGUCUUCCAUUCCUGUGGCAGUCUUCAUGAGAGCCAGUUUCAUCAUAGCACUUGAUGGUUUUUGAGACUGCACUUGAAGAAGCUUUCAAAGUUCUUGAAAUUUUCCGGAUUGACUGACCUUCAUGUCUUAAAGUAAUGAUGGACUGUCAUUUUCUUUGCUUAUUUGAGCUGUUCUUGCCAUAGCCCUAUUUGGUAAAAGACCAAGUCCAUACUAUCUUCUGUAUACCACCCCUACCUUGUCACAACACAACUGAUUGGCUCAAAUGCAUUAAGAAGGAAAGAAAUUCCACCAAUUUAACUUUUAAGAAGGCACACCUGUUACUUGAAAUGCAUUCCAGGUGACUACCUCAUGAAGCUGGUUGAGAGAAUGACAAGGGUGUGCAAAGCUGUCAUCAAGGCAAAGGGUGGCUAUUUGAAGAAUCUCAAAUAUAACAUUUUGAUUUGUUUAACACUUUUUUGUUUACUACAUGAUUCCAUAUGUGUUAUUUCAUAGUUUUGAUGUCUUCACUAUUAUUCUACAAUGUAGAAAAUUGUAAAAAUAAAGAAAAACCCUGGAAUGAGUAGGUGUUCUAAAGCUUUUGACCGGUAGUGUACAUACAGUGGGGGAAAGAAAGUAUUUAGUCAGCCACCAAUUGUGCAAGUUCUCCCACUUAAAAAGAUGAGAGAGGCCUGUAAUUUUCAUCAUAGGUACACGUCAACUAUGACAGACAAAUUGAGGAAAAAAAUCCAGAAAAUCACAUUGUAGGAUUUUUAAUGAAUUUAUUUGCAAAUUAUGGUGGAAAAUAAGUAUUAGGUCACCUACAAACAAGCAAGAUUUCUGGCUCUCACAGAUCUGUAACUUCUUGUUUAAGAGGCUCCUCUGUCCUCCACUCGUUACCUGUAUUAAUGGCACUUGUUUGAACUUGUUAUCAGUAUAAAAGACACCUGUCCACAACCUCAAACAGUCACACUCCGAACUCCACUAUGGCCAAGACCAAAGAGCUGUCAAAGGACACCAGAAACAAAAUUGUAGACCUGCACCAGGCUGGGAAGACUGAAUCUGCAAUAGGUAAGCAGCUUGGUUUAAAGAAAUCAACUGUGGGAGCAAUUAUUAGGAAAUGGAAGACAUACAAGACCACUGAUAAUAUCCCUCGAUCUGGGGCUCCACGCAAGAUCUCACCCCGUGGGGUCAAAAUGAUCACAAGAACGGUGAGCAAAAAUCCCAGAACCACACGGGGGGACCUAGUGAAUGACCUGCAGAGAGCUGGGACCAAAGUAACAAAGCCUACCAUCAGUAACACACUAUGCCGCCAUGGACUCAAAUCCUGCAGUGCCAGACGUGUCCCCCUGCUUAAGCCAGUACAUGUCCAGGCCCGUCUGAAGUUUGCUAGAGUGCAUUUGGAUGAUCCAGAAGAGGAUUGGGAGAAUGUCAUAUGGUCAGAUGAAACCAAAAUAUAACUUUUUGGUAAAAACUCAACUCGUCGUGUUUGGAGGACAAAGAAUGCUGAGUUGCAUCCAAAGAACACCAUACCUACUGUGAAGCAUGGGGGUGGAAACAUCAUGCUUUGGGGCUGUUUUUAUGCAAAGGGACCAGGACGACUGAUCCGUGUAAAGGAAAGAAUGAAUGGGGCCAUGUAUCGUGAGAUUUUGAGUGAAAACCUCCUUCCAUCAGCAAGGGCAUUGAAGAUGAAACGUGGCUGGGUCUUUCAGCAUGACAAUGAUCCCAAACACACCGCCCGGGCAACGAAGGAGUGGCUUCGUAAGAAGCAUUUCAAGGUCCUGGAGUGGCCUAGCCAGUCUCCAGAUCUCAACCCCAUAGAAAAUCUUUGGAGGGAGUUGAAAGUCCGUGUUGCCCAGCGACAGCCCCAAAACAUCACUGCUCUAGAGGAGAUCUGCAUGGAGGAAUGGGCCAAAAUACCAGCAACAGUGUGUGAAAACCUUGUGAAGACUUACAGAAAACGUUUGACCUGUGUCAUUGCCAACAAAGGGUAUAUAACAAAGGAUUGAGAAACUUUUGUUAUUGACCAAAUACUUAUUUUCCACCAUAAUUUGCAAAUAAAUUCAUAAAAAAUCCUACAAUGUGAUUUUCUGGAUUUUUUUUCUCAUUUUGUCUGUCAUAGUUGACGUGUACCUAUGAUGAAAAUUACAGGCCUCUCUCAUCUUUUUAAGUGGGAGAACUUGCACAAUUGGUGGCUGACUAAAUACUUUUUUCCCCCACUGUACAUACAUACAUAUACUGUAUAUAUGAUACUUUAUUGCCCAUUUACAUGGAAAUUCAUUCUGUGACGUCAGCAUACACAACACAAUAUAUGACAUGCAGUACGGAAAACUGGAAAGUUAGGACACAAGUCAAACAUUUACAUUUCCACAUAUUCACAUAGUGUCUGCGGCUUACCGUCCAACGGUGCAUUGGGCCUGCAUCUGUCCCAAUGGCUGAUGGAAGGAAACUUGCCUUGCUCCUAUUCUUACUGAACAGUCUGACCUUUUUAAUCUCCUUCCAGUAGCUCCAAACAUUGGGCAAGAUUGUGUGUGUUGGCUCCUCCAUGAUGCGAUUGGCCAUGUCCCUUUCCCGUUUAUUAUAGAGGCCCUGAAGCCCCCUGCACUGCAGCACGCCUGAGGAUCACAGUCUGCCUGAGGAUACCCUUAUUGGCCACUGACAGCCCACAGUACCAGGCCAGGACACAGAAAAUCAGCACACUCUCUAUAUGGCAGGUGUAGUAGUUGGAGAAUAUCCGGGUGUUGAUAUUCAGUUGUCUCAGUCUGCGCAGGAAGGGCAGUCGUUGUUGGCAUUUUUUUUUUAUUGAUGUUGGCAUUAAAAGAUUGUGUUGUCCAUGAUGGUUCCCAGGUACUAAAAACCCCACUCUCUCUACCUCUUCACCACCCAGGACUAUGUGGCUCACUGUGUCUGCCUUCCUCCGGAAACCGAUUAGCAGUUAUUUUGUUUUGUUGAUGUUGAGAGUGAGGUAGUUGUUAUUGCAACAGUCACGGACCCUGUUUACUUCUGUUUGGAAAUGCAGUGUGUCAUCUGAGAGGUCGACAAGGGCGGUGUCAUCUGCAUAUUUCACUGCCAAGCAGUCUGUCGGAACCUCUCAGGUCAUUGGUGUGUAUAGAGAAUAGCACUGGAUGACAGUUCCUUGGGGUUUGCCGGUAGAUGUACACAGAGGAAGGGAUGUUGCGUUGUUGAACAUGACAUACUGCCCCACCGUUCAGCAGGAAGUCCAGCACCCACAAGGUAAUGCUGGGGUCCACCUGUAGGUGGGAGAGUUUGUCACAGAGAAGGUGAGGUUGCAUGCAAUUAAAAGCAGAGAAGUCCAGGAAAAGGAUGCACACAUAAGAGUAAGGCCUCUCCAGGUGUCACGGCACUGUGCAACACCUGAAGGACUGCAUCCUCCGCUGAGCUGUUCUUCCUGUAUGCAAACUGCAUUGGGUUAAGGGCUCCAUCCACACACCUGAGAUGUGUAAGUAUCAAGCGCUCAAUCAAUCAAAUGUAUUUAUAGAGCCCUUUUUACAACAGCAGUUGUCACAAAGUGCUUAUACAGAAACCAAGCCUAAAACCCCAGAGAGUAAGCAAUGCAGAUGUAGAGGCACGGUGGCUAGGAAAAACACCCUAGAAAGGCAGAAACCUGUGAAGAAACCUAAAGAGGAACCAGGCUCUGAGGGGUGGCCAGUCCUCUUCUGGCUGUGCCAGGUGGAGAUUAUAACAGUACAUGGCCAUUAAGGCCAGAUCGUUCUUCAAGAUGUUCAAACGUUCAUAGAUGACCAGCAGGGUCAAAUAAUAAUCCCAGUGGUUGUAGAGGGUGCAAGAGGUCAGCACCUCGGGAGUUAAUGUCAGUUGGCUUUUCAUAGCCAAGCAUUUAGAGAUUGAGACAGCAUGAGCGGGGGGAGGUCCGGUGAACAGGUCAGGGUUCCAUGGCCACAGGCAGAACAGCAGAAACUGGGUCAGCAGCACUACUAGGGAUGGGGACAGCCAGGAGUCAUCAGGCCAGAUAGUUCUAAGGCAUGGUCCUAGGGCUCAGGUCCUCCGGGAGGAGAGAGAGGGUGAGAUGGGAGAAUCAGAAGGAGCAUAUCUAACAUCACACAGGAGAAUUACACCAGAUAUUACAGACUGACCCUAGCCCCCCGGCACAUACACUAUUGCAGCGUAGAUACAGGAGACUGAGACAGGGGGCUAGGUUACGUCUACAUUUACCCCCAGACAGGGACAACCAGGCAGGGAACCCCACACACUUUGACAAAGCACAGCCCCCCACACCACUAAAGGGUUAUCAACAAGCCACUAACUUACUACCCUGAGACAAGGCCGAGUAUAGCCCACGAAGAUCUCCCUACCGCACAAGCCUGAGGACAGGAAGGAUGGAAGAGCGCGCGCAAGCUCCGCUGGACUGUUCUUCUUUAGAACUGGUUGGAUCUCAGAUGUCUUCCAGAUUGAGGGAACCAUGAGUUUUGAUAAGGAGCUGUUUAAGUGAGUGCAAAAGAUGUCUGCCAGCUCAUCUGAGCAUUCCUUCAGUAGCCGUCCCUUGAUGUCUGGUCAGGGUGCUUUGUUGGAUUUGAUUCUCUUGAAGACCCAUCUCACCACCUCCUUCUCAAUGGUUGGCACCUCCCUCCAUCCAGGGCCUGGAGCGCCAAUUUUUCCCUGUCCUCUGCAGGAUUUUCACUUCCUCUUUGUUGUCAGCAGAAAAAGCUGUCUGUUUCAACUUAAGUGUCUGUUUAAGCUCCGCGGUAAUGGCUUUUUUGUUAUUUGGAUAGCAUUUCACCAUCCUUGUAGGGGCUAACAUGCCCUCAUAGAAAUGGAUAUAUGCAGUCACUGCUGAUACUGACUCCUCAAGGGUAUGAUCCAUUAUAAAACUGUCCCAGUUUGUACAGGACAAACAUCCUUGCAGGCUUUCUAUAGCUUCCUCUGACCAUAUCUGGACUGCCCUUUCCUUAAUCUUUUCCUGUUUCACUUUCUGUUUGUAUGUUGGCAGUAAUUUAAUUGCAUAAUUGUCCGACGUGCUCACUGGGGGCUUUUGCAGUGACGUGUAUAUACCCCUUUAUUAUUACCAUAACACAAGUCCAAUUUACUAUCUCCCCAUGGGCUACAAGUGAUAUUGUUCAUAGUUUGGUAGGAUAUUAUGAAGUAAGAAGGAGUUAAAAUACAGUAUAAAUAAAGAAGUGUGGAGGAAAAGAGAGAGAGGAGUAGGCCUAAGGGAUGGCGAAGUGCCCUAAGAAGGGCUUUGCCCGUCUCCAGGAAGACUGACGUGUAAACAGGAAGAAGUAUUUGGAAACACCCAGGCUUAAGUGGGUGAGCCCAGGCCGCAUCAUUAGGCCUGUCGUUAUGACACAUAACCAGUGUCCGUCUUUCCUCUUUUCCCCAUAGCAGGCAUGAGUCAUUCUUGUUAGGGAUAAGCUUUUUCCAAAUGACCCCCUAUUUCCUAUUUAUUGCACUACUUUUGACCAGGGCCCAUAGGGUUCUGUUCAAAUGUAGUGCACUUUAUAGGGAAUAGGGGGCCACUUGGAACGCAGUCCAUAGUGUCUGCCCAACAACGUCCAUCCCAGCUAGAGCAACCCACCCUUCUCAUGAAUGGAUGUCAUUUUUUGUAAAGACUGAUGGAUGAGACCAUUUAUUCCCUUUUUUGUAGAUGGUACGGCAGGGUUUUGUAGAAGGCGUACACGAGUGGAGGAGCCAAGGCUCACCGCUCUAAAAUAAGGGUUUGAAUGUCCCAAACAAAAAUAGCUUGAGGCUGAAUUUUCUGAAAGAUGUCAAUUCAAUGAUUCAGAGUGUGAUACUAUUACUGUUGCUAUAGGCCUUAAAAGUGUAUUAACUGAUAUCUGGUUCCCUAAAAUUGACAUCAUGGUGAGGACAGAAUGUAUCUUAACCUUUGAUCAAAACUGAUGUGACCGGCUUUGUAGUAAUUUAGUAAUGAAAGCCCGUUUUUCAGCCAACCUACUAUAGACCUUUCUUUCCUUCCCACGGACCUUCGUUAGCAAUCCAUUUGGAUGUACAUUUCACUCAAUUACAGGUUCAGGUCUCUUCAAAAUGGUUUCAAUUCCAUGUCGCUCUUCUGCACGUGUGGUGUCUCGUUGAAUGCCAAACCAAAAUAUAGUCUCACCAAGACACCAACCAGACACAAAACCCUGCUGACUGGGCUUGGGCCCUCUCCUUCACUCAACCAAGACAUUCCUGCUCACCGGCAGAUCAGUCUGUCUGUGGCCAUCGCUGUCUGUCUUUCGCUACAAUCUUUUCCUGUAGAUUUAUAGUGUCAGCUUCAAUUCAAUCAAGUGUCGGGGGAGUUUUAGGUUGGUGUCCUCUUAACGGUGGGAUAAUGUUGGCUUACCGGUGCUGGUCCCUCCCUAUCAGCCACUUAAACCAACGUGUCUGAGUGCCUGAGGCUGGUCUAGCGGGUAACGGCACCGCCUGCAGCACAUACAGAUUUAGGAUCUUAAUUUGAGCCAGUUUGUUACAGCAGGAAAAGAAUCCUGCAGCAACAGGAAAUGUGAAUUAUAAUUAAUGGACAUUUUUGUAGGGGUUGACACAUUUUUUGUAAGGGAAACCCAAGUCUGAAAUGUCAAAGUGGAAAUUACAAACUUCAGAAGCCUUUUUAAACCUCAAAUAUACUUAGUUUUACAUUUCCUGAAUUGCAGGAAAGUUCUCCAGCAACAGGGUGAUCACAUUAAGAUCCAACAUCUGUGUACACCACCCCAGCGUGGGUAGGAAUCCCAACCCCACCACUAUUCUGCAUCUUCCUCCCUUCACGGUCUCCUCACACGUUUCCUACUAUCCCUAUCUGAAUAAAAAAACAACGUGUCUGCGAAUAGUGAGUUGGACAUGGUGAGAGAGAGAACGAAAUGGAGGUGGUCCUCAUCAUCCUUAUGUCUCUUGCCCUCUUCCAUUUUUAUGUUGUUGUGGACGUUCAUUUGCCCUGAAACUAUGUAGCUAAGUCUUAGCUUCAGUAGUGAACUCCUUUGGUAACCAGAAUGUUAAUUAGUCAGUAUUAGCACAAGGACAGUAGAUAAAUAGUAGUAUGUUUUAACACUUUGCUCUUGUCUUACAUGACUUAAAAAACAAAGAGAAUAUUUGUGUGUAUUACCUCUUUAGUUUCUCUGUACUUUAUAGAAUAGUUACGCCAUUGUAUUUGCAUCUCAUAAUGGUGGGCAAAUGUUCCUGUGAGUACUGUCUUACCUGCUAGUUAAAGGAACAUUACACUUUCAAUCCGAAGUUUGUGAGAUGUUUUCAGACCUCCAAAGUUGUCUGAUGUCAAGAUGAAACCACGUCCCAUCUAGCCUAUAUGCCUCAAUCCCAAAUGAAUGGAAAAGAUAAGCACAGAAUAAAACCAGGAAAUGAGACGGUGCUCAUCUUUUCCAUUUAGGGGUUAAGUGAGGCAUAUAGCUAGAUCUACACAACCGAUGUCAUUGGAUGUGGUUUCAGCUUGACAUUAGUCUACUUUUGAGGUCUGAAUAUAUCUGACAAACUUUAAUUUAUGAGUGAAAUGUCCCUUUUAAGUUCUCCCUCCAGAAGCCAAUUUGAGCUUGAUGUUGAUCUUGGUUUGUCUGGGCAGUAUGUGGACGGGAUACAACACCCUGCUCUUUCCACACGAUUUAAACCAGAAUAUACACCAGAAUAUACUUUUGUAUACGAUUACCUGUAUAUUAUUAUUAUUAUUAUAGUUACUGUGUAGUGUAUUUGCACCUUGUUCUUGUCUUUCUGGACAGUGUGUUGUUGGGAUACAACGGAACCAUCUUUGCCUAUGGCCAAACUGGCAGCGGGAAGACCUUCACCAUCACAGGAGGCGCUGAGCGCUACAGUGACCGGGGCAUCAUCCCUCGCACGCUCUCUUACCUCUACCAGCACUUCAGCCAGGUCAGUCGUGUGAUGGACCUAAUGCUGUGUAAUUUUGGAUUAUGCUGAUUUACUCCUUUAGGGGAGAAUCCUACCUCCUACUUCAGUCAAAUGUUCACUUAGGACAACAUUUUUCCCACACAAAAUCAGCUGUGCUGUGAACUAACACACUGCCAAAUUCUAAAUAGCGGGAGCUUCGAUACGGUACCUCGCGAUUGCGUUGCGUGUGGCGUGUCUAUCACGCUGUAAUCUCUUGUGGACAGACAGAGGUAACAUAAAUGGUAACUAACGUGGAACUUUUAUUCCAGUGUAGUGAUUUUUUUUGGUCACUGAUCAUUUGGACAAAUCAUGAUUUUGCCGGUGCUUGCAUCUUUCAAAUUUUGCAAGUGGAGGGGAGAUGUGACCCACAGACUUGGCCAAAACAUGCAGAGAGUCGGGGGGUGGAGCUACCGCCCUGCUUCCGCUCCUUGUUCUAGUAUCACAUCUCCCCCAGAACCUAAAUUGAGCAUCUGACGCAAUUACGCAAGAUUUUAGUUCUGGGUUGCCAAGAUUAAUCGCGCUGUAACUAAAUCUCCUGUGGAACUAAAGAUUCUCCUCAUGGAAAUUGUUAAAGAAAAGUUACAACAUAAGUAAUUCUCGAUUAUAAUUUCACUUUCUGUGUGUUCGCUCACAGUGCAUUGCAGUGUGUCUUUGCAAGUGGAAAAUAUCAACUUCAGUCAGUGGUGUAGUAAAAAUAGUUUAAAAAAAAUUGGGGUAUCUGUACUUUACUUUACUAUUUAUAUUUUUUACUACUUUUACUUCACUACAUUCCUAAAGAAAAUAAUGUACUUUUUACUCCAUACAUUUACCCUGACACCCAAAAGUACUUCUUACAUUUUGAAUGCUUAGCAGGACAGGAAAAUGGUCCAAUUCACAUCCCUGGUCAUCUCUACGGCCUCUGAUAUGGUGGACUCACUAUACACAAAUGCUUCGUUUGUAAAUUAUAUCUGAGUGUUGGAGUAUGCCCCUGGCUAUCCGUAUCCUGGUUUGCUUAAAAUAAGGAAUUUGAAAUAAUUUAUACUUUUACUUUUGAUACGUAAGUAUAUUUAAAACCAAAUACUUUAAGACUUUUACUCAAGUAGUAUUUUACUGGGUGACUUUUACCUGAGUCAUUUUCUAUUACGGUAUCUUUACUUUUACUCAAGUAUGACAAUUGCGUACUUUUUCCACCACUGCCUUCAGUCUCCCAUCGACAUCAAUGCAUGACUAAGUGAAAAUUAGACCUUAGAGAGCAUCUAGGCCAUUGACAAAUAUCCUCCAUCUCACUCACAAGUUUUUCCAGGUCGCUCCAGUUGAGGCCGCUUUUAUCAUGUAACCCAUUUUCAAUCAAGUUUAGGCUAUUGCACACAUCCACUAGUGUGUAGGCCAGCUUUAGCCAGAGGAUGUGAGUGACAUAAAUGCAGAAAAUGGCAUGAUAUCCAAUUUAAUCACACCGAGAACAAGCCAAGAAUUAACACGUGAAUUGGCUUUUGAUGCAUCGCCUCUGUAGCUAGAUAAGAAAGAUAAUCUAACAAUCAUUACUAACUUAUAUUUGCAACUAAAUGAGUUUGGAUAGCCCAUACACUACAACUCUUUUAUUAGCAGUGCAUAAUAUGUUUAUUGUUUACAUACCUAUGUUAUGUAUGGCUUAUGAAUGUGUUAAGUCCUUACGAAGGUACCUUUUCAAAUGUGUUACCAUAACCACCUAAAUGGGUCAUUGUAUUGUCUUGUGUUGCUCUAAUGGACAUCUACAGGACAGCAGUAUGGUGUACACCACCCACAUCUCUUACCUGGAGAUCUACAACGAGGUGGGCUAUGACCUGCUGGACCCCCGGCACGAGGCCUCUCGCCUGGAGGACCUACCGUCAGUACCUCCAUCUUUCUUUUACCCUACUCUAAUUAGGCCUGUAUGCUUAAAGAAGUCCUCCAGUGAUUUUUGAACUUUUCCUGUUGAAAAGUACACUAAAGGGUAAAAAAAAAAUGUUUUCAGCAAAAUAGUGUUUUUUUAGACAAAACUGCAAACUUCAAGGAGUAGGGCAUUCAAGGAGUUGGUUUGAUAGGAAGACAUGAUGUCAUCGGCCUCCCCACUUGCUUAAUGAACAAUAGAGGAGCAAUGGAGAACAAAAGAGGAAAGGCCCAACCCCCCACUUGUGUUAUGUCAUGACUUACCUGGACCACCUAUUGAGAUGUCCCUUUUGUUAAGUAAAUCAUGUGUUAAAUUAGGUGAAAAUGAGUCUGGAGUUCCACUCAAUAUAGGCUUGGUACAUCCAUUACUUUUAAAUUGAUAUAUAGCCAUUGAUUCUUGAAGAACUUAUAAAUGCCUCAUGAGCUUUGUUCAACUGUCCUACCCCAUCAGAACCCAAAAUGUAAACCUGUUUUAGUACAUUGUUUGUAAACAAUGCAAUUGUAAACAAACACUGUAGGCUAAAACAAUACUUUUGAUCUCAUGGACGGUCAGUCCUUGCAUCCAUAGCUCUGUCUCUGAAUUUGAAUGCUUACAUUUCUCCAGCCCUGUUGCUCAUCUGUUUAACAAAACAGUGGCAGUGUGACCACUGUUGUUUUUCCAAUUCCGGAAUGCCCUUUUAAUACAAACUAUACGUCUACAUAACAUCCACUAUAUUGUUCUACAUUUAUAUGCACCUUUUCCUUUCCUGUGUUCUCUUUCUCUAUCAGGUAAUUUUAUAUAUAUAUAUUAAAAGGGCAAAUAUAUAUACAGUGAGGGAAAAAAGUAUUUGAUCCCCUGCUGAUUUUGUACGUUUGCCCACUGACAAAGAAAUUAUCAGUCUAUAAUUUUAAUGGUAGGUUUAUUUGAACAGUGAGAGACAGAAUAACAACAACAAAAAUCCAGAAAAACGCAUGUCAAAAAUGUUAUGAAUUGAUUUGCAUUUUAAUGAGGGAAAUAAGUAUUUGACCCCCUCUCAAUUAGAACGAUUUCUGGCUCCCAGGUGUCUUUUAUACAGGUAACGAGCUGAGAUUAGGAGCACACUCUUAAAGGUAGUGCUCCUAAUCUCAGCUUGUUACCUGUAUAAGAGACACCUGUCCACAGAAGCAAUCAAUCAAUCAGAUUCCAAACUCUCCACCAUGGCCAAGACCAAAGAGCUCUCCAAGGAUGUCAGGGACAAGAUUGUAGACCUACACAAGGCUGGAAUGGGCUACAAGACCAUCGCCAAGCAGCUUGGUGAGAAGGUGACAACAGUUGGUGCGAUUAUUCGCAAAUGGAAGAAACACAAAAUAACUGUCAAUCUCCCUCGGCCUGGGGCUCCACGCAAGAUCUCACGUCGUGGAGUUGCAAUGAUCAUGAGAACGGUGAGGAAUCAGCCCAGAACUACAUGGGAGGAUCUUGUCAAUGAUCUCAAGGCAUCUGGGACCAUAGUCACCAAGAAAACAAUUGGUAACACACUACGCCAUGAAGGACUGAAAUCCUGCAGCGCCCGCAAGGUCCCCCUGCUCAAUAAUGCACGUAUACAGGGCCGUCUGAAGUUUGCCAAUGAACAUCUGAAUGAUUCAGAGGAGAACUGGGUGAUUGUGUUCAGUGUUGUUGUCAGAUGAGACCAAAAUCGAGCUCUUUGGCAUCAACUCCAAGAACACCAUCCCCACCGUCAAACAUGGAGGUGGAAACAUUAUGCUUUGGGGGUGUUUUUCUGCUAAGGGGACAGGACAACUUCACUGCAUCAAAGGGACGAUGGACGGGGCCAUGUACCGUCAAAUCUUGGUUGAGAACCCUUAGCCAGGGCAUUGAAAAUUGGUUGUGGAUGGGUAUUCCAGCAUGACAAUGACCCAAAACACACGCCCAAGGCAACAGGAGUAGCUCAAGAAGAAGCACAUUAAGGUCCUGGAGUGGCCUAGCCAGUCUCCAGACCUUAAUCCCAUAGAAAAUCUGUGGAGGGAGCUGAAGGUUCGAGUUGCCAAAUGUCAGCCUCGAAACCUUAAUGACUUGGAGAAGAUCCGCAAAGAGGAGUGGAAAAGAAUCCCUCCUGAGAUGUGUGCAAACCUGGUGGCCAACUACAAGAAACAUCUGACCUCUGUGAUUGCCAACAAGGGUUUUGCCACCAAAUACUACGUCAUGUUUUGCAGAGGGGUCAAAUACUUAUUUCCCUCAUUAAAAUGCAAAUAAAUCUAUAACAUUUUUGACAUGCGUUUUUCUAGAUUUUUUUGUUGUUAUUCUGUCACUCACUGUUCAAAUAAACCUACCAUUUGAUGUGUGUGUGUGUGUGUGUGUGUGUGUGUGUGUGUGUGUGUGUGUGUGUGUGUGUAGAAAGGAAAUACAGUGCCAUACUCAAAAGGCCUAUUACCAAACAAUAUAAAACAAUUUCACCUACCCAUACUGGAAUGAGUUUGAUUAUGUUUUCCAUUUUAGUCAUUUAGCAGACGCUCUUAUCCAGAGCGACUUACAGUUAGUGAGUGCAUACAUUUUUUUCAUAUUGGUCUCCCGUGGGAAUUGAACCCACAACCCUGGCGUUGCAAGCGCCAUGCUCUACCAACUGAGCAUGAGUUAUACUUAGAGCCUAUGACAGGUUCUCGUCUGUCAGGCUGGCUCUGUGAAGCCUCCGGCAUUGUUCCAACUGGCACUCUAUUCCCUAUAUAGUGCACUACUUUUGACCAGAGCCCUAUGGGACUCCAGUAUUUAACAUCCCGCUACCAACUGUUAACUGAUAAAUGGCGAUGUGUGAAGGAAAUGGAUGGCAUUUCUUCUCCUGAUAUUCAUUUCAAGAACUGCCGAGGAGUUCUUCGUCGUCUCACUGCUGCAACGUGAGCUGGCAUUUAUGCGGAGCUCUGGUCGCCAGCUGCUUUUGUGUGUGGUGCCUCCCACUUUCUUUAUCCGUGUACCUCUCACUCCUUUAUUUCUUUCUCUUUCUCUCUCUGUCUCUCUCUAUCAAAACGUUAUUUUAUUUUAUUAAUUUUUUUUGUGAACAUUGGCAACAGAAAAGUUGUAGAGGAUAGUAGAUGAAAGAACUUUGGAUACUUUAUCUUUGUCUCUCUGUUGUCCUCGUCUCCCUAGGUUUGUCUCUUACCCUGUCUCUUUUUAGUAUCUUAUAGACUGGUACAGUACUAUAUGCAUUGGUGCCAAUGCCACAUGUACAUAACCUUCAUUGCAAAGAAUCUUGUGCAUUUCAAUUAAAAAAUAUGAGUUACCCUGCUGACUGAUUGACUGAUGCAAAAAGUUGUAUCGAUGAUUGUAACUGAAAUUAAGUUCUGCUGAGUUGAAUGAAGUUACAAUUUUGUCUUUAUAAGUUCAAACGAAAACCUGUUUACAGUGAGUUUUGCACGACACAUGGUAUUCCCUACUUUGCAAAUAACAUGCGUUAUGCGACUUUGUGCCACCCUGGGAAUAUUGUGCUACACUCUAGGCCCUAUAGCGCCUACAGGGUUUGUGCAUUUACUUCCUGUUCAUGUUUUUCUUUUUAAACUUCUCUUCCUCCUUCCCCUCCUCUCUCCCUCCCUCGCUGUUUCACUCUCUCCAUCCCUCGCUGUUUCACUCUCUCCAUCCGCGGGAGAUUUGGCUCUAGGUUUGAGGACCCACAAAUGACAUCUGGAAAUAGACUGUGCCCACUGUUGACCACGCUGGCCACACUCCUGUUUCAAGGAGAUGCUGUCUCUCUCUCUCUGUUUCUCUCUGCCUUUUAUCUUUGUUUUUCUCUUUCUCUUUUUUCUGGAGUUCUCUUCUCUGACUUUUGUAGUGGUAUUUGUGUGUGUGGUACUAAACACCCUUUGGUUUCUGUUUCUCUCUUUCUUUGUCUCUCUCUCUUUUCUAGAUUUUUAUUCUCUAUCUCCUGA